Molecule: messenger RNA, 507 nt
Organism: Saprolegnia diclina VS20
Lineage: Eukaryota; Oomycota; Saprolegniomycetes; Saprolegniales; Saprolegniaceae
Exons: 1
Coding region: 1-507 (168 amino acids)
Biological process (GO): protein folding; chaperone-mediated protein complex assembly
Cellular component (GO): cytosol; nucleus
Molecular function (GO): Hsp90 protein binding; protein-folding chaperone binding
Source: RefSeq, a predicted model, not a curated record
AUGACCCAAACGACCUUGUGGGCGCCCGUCAAGUGGGCGCAGCGCGCCGACUCGCUCUACGUGACGAUCGACCUCCCGGACGUCAAGGACGAGAAGGUCACCUUGACCAACACGAGCCUCAAGUUUACGGGCGUGAGCAACCAGCAAAAGUACGAGGUGACGCUGGACUUUAUGCACGAAGUGGACACGGCCGCGAAGGAGUCCAAGUGGGCGACGACGGCGCGCAACGUGCACUUCUACAUCCUCAAGAAGGACAAGGAGGCCGAGUUUUGGCCGCACCUUCUCAAGGACAAGACGCUCGAGAAGACUAACGUCAAGGUCGACUGGAACAAGUACGUCGACGAAGACGACGCCGAAGACGACCAAGGCUUUGACAUGAGCGCCCUCAGCGGCGGCGGUGGCUUUGACAUCAACCAGAUGAUGGCCCAGCAGGGCGCCGGCAUGAUGCCCGAUGGCAUGGACGACGAGGACUCGGACGACGACGACUUGCCCGACUUGGAAGAGUAA